AAACAUGGCAAUCGUGUCAAGAGAUAAGUACAGGUCCUUUCUUCAUGAUGCAGGAGACAACAUACAGUGGAGACAUGGAGCUCCUCCUACCUAUGAUGAUGUUAAUCACCUCUUCGAGGAAGGCCGAACCAAGGAAUGGCCAGAAGGAUCACUAGAAGAAACAGUGCAGAAUGCUGUCAAGUCAUGGGAGAUGGAGCUAUCACACAAGACUCGCAUACAAGAUUUUAAAACCAUAAAUCCAGAGAAAUUCAAGCUCAUAGUGAAUGGAGGAGAAGGGUUGUCAGCAGAAGAGACUCUAAAGUUGGGAAGCUACAAUGCUUUGUUGAAGAAUUCUCUGCCAGAUGAGUUCAAGUAUUACAAAGCAGAAGAAGAGACAUUUGAAUCAUCGCACGAAGCUUUUCGAUCGGCUUUGCCUCGCGGGUUUGCCUGGGAAGUCCUCAGUGUUUACUCAGGACCUCCUGCUAUUGUGUUCAAGUUUAGGCACUGGGGAUACUUUGAAGGACCCUUCAAGGGUCAUGCCCCUACUGGAGACAUGGUUCAGUUCUUUGGCUUGGCAGUUCUAAAGGUUGACGAAUCACUGAGAGCAGAGGAGGUGGAGGUUUACUAUGACCCUGCAGAGCUAUUUGGAGGCCUAUUCAAAGGACCAAAAGAUGAAGACAAAGCUCAAGUUGCUUCAGCGUCUCAAAGCUGUCCAUUUAUUAAACAAAUAGACUGAAAUGAGUACAUAUACAUACACAUAUGCGUAUAGAUAUGUGUGAGUGUUUGUGUAUGAUACAUGCUAUGAUUAAUGAUUAAUCUACUCUAAAUAACAAGCCAGGCAUGAUUGAAAA
This is a messenger RNA of Tripterygium wilfordii, 830 nucleotides long. Its product is annotated as pathogen-related protein-like. The transcript has 4 exons. NCBI's taxonomy places the organism in Eukaryota, Viridiplantae, Streptophyta, Magnoliopsida, Celastrales, Celastraceae. The record is from RefSeq and is a predicted model, not a curated record. Bases 5 to 715 code for a protein of 236 amino acids.